AGUGCGCACCGACGGGGAGAACGCGCGUCUCCGCGAGAGGGCGGAGGCCUUUCCGCGCUUCAAAGGCGCGGGGGUGGUAGUGGAAAUUGGCUGCCGGCCCCCGUUGGGCUUGGCUGCGGAGCCGAGCGGAGGUGAGCGGCGGACUUCCGAGGCGGCGUUUGAACAACAAGCUGAGCUACAACAGGAACCCCCGGCCGGGUCGACCGCCAGAGGCUUAGGGAGAGGAACGCCGGGAGGCGGGAAAACCCGGGCGGGGAGGCCCGAGUUUCCCCAUCAGAGGAGACUCCCUUUUUGUCCUCGUCGCGGCCGAACCCGGGAGGCUGAAAGGGGCGACGACGGCGGGGCUGCGGAAAUGAUUUCUGACGUGCUAGGGAAGCCUUCUGUGUAGCUGGUCCUGGUGAGCCCCAAAUCUCUUUCUUUCAACCCUCGGUACCUCCGGCCACUGUUUUGUGUGUACUGUGGAAGAAUGUGUGGACGGACAGCUGUUAGUCUGGGAGCAGAUCGUCUCCGCCGUGCCUGUGCCUAUCACAAUAAUCAAGGGGAAAGAAAGUAUCCUGAAUGGAAAAAUGCUGACAAAUAUAGCCCCUCCUUCAAUAAGAGCCCACAGUCUAACAGUCCCGUGCUUCUCUCCCGGCAACACUUUGAGAAGGAUGCCAGUUCUUCUGAGCGUAUCCUUGUAGCCAUGCGUUGGGGACUAGUUCCAGCUUGGUUCAAGGAAGCUGACCCAUCUAAAAUGCAGUACAGCACUUUCAAUUGUCGGAGUGAUACCAUGAUGGAGAAAUUCUGCUAUAAGGGUCCUUUCUUAAAAGGCAAACGCUGUGUGGUGCUGGCCGAUGGCUACUAUGAAUGGCGACAACAUAAUGGACAAAAGCAGCCCUAUUUCAUUUACUUUGCCCAGACUGAGCAGGAAAUGUUCACCAAACCAGAUACGGAAGAUGAGGUUGAAGAUUCAAAAGUCAGGAAGCUGCUUACUAUGGCUGGAAUUUUUGAUUGCUGGGAGCCCCAGAAGGGAAGAGAAGCAUUGUACAGUUACAGUAUCAUCACAGUAGAUGCAUCUGAAAGUGUAAGAUCCAUCCAUCACAGGAUGCCAGCUAUUCUGGAAGGGGAUGAGGCAGUUAGAAGAUGGCUGGACUUUGCAGAAGUACCCACAGAAGAAGCGCUUCAGCUUAUCCAGUCCACAGAAAACAUUGUCUUUCACCCUGUAUCAACAAUAGUGAACAAUUCCCGAAAUAAUUCACUGGAAUGCAUUUUACCCAUUGAACUGGAGUUCAAGAAGAAUACCAAAGUUAGUGCAAGCAGCACAAUAAUGCUGAACUGGUUAAAAACCAAAGGCCCCAGGAAAGAUGACAAGGAUGAAGACAAUUUACCAAAGUGGUCCAGCCAGUUCAUCCAGACACCACCAUCUAAGAAAACGAGUAUAGACUUAAUGCACCAAUGGCUCAAAGAAGAUGGAGAACCUUCUGCAAAGCAUCCCAAAAAACAGUGAUAUCUUGGUUGUAUUGCUUAUUACCAAGCCUGUUUUUAGCCUAAUAGGUUCUUACAUAUGGAGUUAUAGCAAUAUUUAAACUUCCUGAUUUAGAUUAUAAUGCAGGACUUCAGGCAUGCUUACUUCCUAAUGUUGAGUAGAUGGGCUCUGACAUUUAACAUUUAGUUUUGUCUGACACAAAUAGGGGUAUGGUUGUUAAGUGCAGCAUUGACUUUACCAUGCCAACUUUGAGAAGGCAACAGCGUCCCGAAAUAUGUAAAAAGUGAAGGGUUUAAUCCUUUUUUUCUUCUCCAAGGACACAAGCAGAGAUUUGGUUUGUCAUGGUUACUGUCGCAGUAUUCAUUCAAUUCACUUUGUGGAUUGCUUCAUCUUUUAUGGAAAAAGUAGGUCACUGUUAAUGCUGGAGAUUUGCUGCUGCACAAUGAGAAUGAUUGUUUGCUUUAUUCUCAAGCCAGUUCAAACUUUUGUCCUUUUUUAUCUGUUUUGGAACAUGUGGAAUAUCAUCUUCAAGCAGUUUUCAAAUAUAAUUCCUAUUGGUUGGGAAGCUAUUCCAAAAGGAGCUUGUUUCACUAUUCUGGAUUUACUGUACUUUCCAAACCUGUAGUGGUAUUGUUUAACUAGCUCAUCAAAGCUAUAAUGGUGAUCAGGCCACCACUGUAACUGAUAUCUUGAGCAGGUGGUAAGAGGGGAUAGAAAGACUGUUUUGGGGGGCAGUCAAGAUAAUGUGGUAGUAGUAGUAGUUGGCUGUAUUAAGGAUAACUGACACUUGGUAAUAAUGCAGAAUUCUAAACAAAAGCUUUAUGAGGUCCAGAGACAAGGACAAAAUUUGAGCUGCUUAAGAUGAGUCACGCUGGACUCAAGGCAAAGUGUUGUUGUCCAGCCUAAGAGGCAUCAGGACCACUAUUGUCAAAAGAAUGGCUAGGUGGUUAAGAUGGUACUUCAAGAGAGAAAUCCACCUUUAUGCAUAGGAUCAACUUAUUCCACUCUCCAGAGAGCUAGAGUACUGGGCCUGAAUAGGCCUGAAAUUCAUGCAGGAAAAUACUCCUGACAGUGAUGGGUUCUUUAAAGUGCUAUACAGAGAAUUGUUCCAGUGAGAAAUGAGUUUAUUUCCCUGGGAAUGAAAGGGAAAGGAUUACCUCAGACCAACAUGGGAGAGGCUGUACCUGGAAUUCCAUGCAGCUCUUGAAAUUGGUUGGUGAUCUCUGUACAGCCUUACUAUACAACUACAUCAGAAAUCUAUUUUGUCCAUUUCUUGGCAAAUAAGAGACUGAAACAAACGAUAAAUAUUCAGAAUAUUUAAUUUUAUAUAGAAGACUAUAAAUCCUUUUGGGUAGAACAGAGUUCCUGUAAGCAAUCUGCUGAAAUGCAUGAAAUACCAUUCACUAGAAAUAAGGUUGCAAAUUUGGGACAUUUUUAAAGUUUUUAAUACACAGACAAUGCUGGAAAUAUAAAUGAAGACUUUGUUCGGAGUUAAACUUAUUUUGACAUCAUUAAUUUCUUAACUUGUGACAACAGCUAUAGAAGUAAAAAGCAUUUAACUAUCCCAUUAAUGUUUUUAUGCAUAGUAUAAUUCCUGCUAAAUCCUAAAGUACAAUUACAUUGAGAGUCACUGUGAAUAACAUGUCUCCCUUAUCUUGAUAAGUAUAAAAGUGAACAUUAGUAUAUAUAUUCAGAAUUCUGGAGAUUUGAUUAUUCAGUGCAGGAAGUGUCCCAGUCCUGAAGAGUUUGUACUUUUGCACCAAUUCCAUGUUGUAACCAUUUUGAACAUAUAUGUAGCUUGUGCUAUCCCUUAUAGGCUUCUUGUGCCACCAUUGGGAAUGGUGCAGGGUUCUCUUUCCAAUUAUUUAAGAAUAACUACACUAGAACUGAGGAAAGCAGGAGUGUUGUCUGUAAUCAGGUCAUGGAGGGAUGGGAAUUUCUCCAUGGCUUUUGCAGAACAGUGAUUGGCUCCAGAAACACACAGAGCUCUAGCCAAAAAUUGGCAUGACCAUCUCUUUCCAUGAGCGGAGAUGUUAUGUCAACACUUUUUUGAGGUGGGUCUUUUUGGCCAUGGCAAGAGUUUUGUGUAAUUUGUUUUCCUUUUGUGUGUGUGUACUAAAUUAUAAUUAGGGGAACAGGGAGAAGAGACUUUUCAAUAUUAGUUGUACAUUUGGUAAUAUAAUUUGUAGAGUGAGUGCAGCUGCUGUUGAAAUAGCUGUCUAGAAAAAAAUCGGUACAUUAGGCAAGUAGCUGAUCAUAUUUCUUCCUGCUUUCUAACAGCCCAGUUUAUCAAAUUAUUCCAGAAUUUCUCUUCCUCACUUAAAUGUGUAUAACCUGGGUAUAAGGAAGUAUCCAAUAACAAAUCUUGAAUAGUAGUUUGAUAUUUUAUUUAGUUCCAACCUGCCUUUCAUUCAAGAGCUCAAGGUGAUGUACACAGAAGUCCCUAUUUUCCUUAACAACAGUAAUCCUGUGAGGAAGAUUGGGCUGAGAGAUACUUGAAUAUGCUUCAAGAUUUGUCAUAGUACGAAAUGGUAGACAAACAUGUUAGUAAAUCAGGUAUUAAUUGCCCCCAGUGCCCAAUCUGGCAUGGGUGAUGUGAUCAGUUUUUAUGAUUAUUAUUGCUUGCACAGUCAGCCAGUUUAGACUAGAUUUGGCUUUUUUAUCCACCUA
Messenger RNA from Python bivittatus (Burmese python), 4135 nucleotides. It is a transcript of the gene HMCES, whose product is annotated as 5-hydroxymethylcytosine binding, ES cell specific. Gene Ontology annotation, biological process: protein-DNA covalent cross-linking repair. NCBI's taxonomy places the organism in Eukaryota, Metazoa, Chordata, Lepidosauria, Squamata, Pythonidae. Gene Ontology annotation, molecular function: single-stranded DNA binding. The record is from RefSeq and is a predicted model, not a curated record.